UGUGUGGAGAGUCUACUCCACCUUACAGAUUGUAUUGGGGUUCACGCAUGGAGGAAGAGUGCGGGACUGCAGUUUUUAAGUUUGGGAAGCAUCGAAGAGGCACGAUUGCAGCUGGGAAUAGGCUGUGUAAGGGGGUUACAGGCGUUGAACCUGGAUUCUGGAGGCGAAAGCGCGUUACUCUGAAAGUGUCCCGUUUGGGGACCCGCGUGGAUUCAGAGGUCUGCAUCCCCCUCCCCCAGCUCCAGCCUGGCUGCCCAGGAAGUAGGUUUAUCCCCUCCGCAGCAGGCCGCACUUCUCCCAGCAAGAGUUGGGAGACGAGCCACUCGACCUGCCCCUCCCCGGUCUGCGCUGGCUGCAGCCAGCCGGAGCUAGGAACCCUGGGGCCUCUCCUGAGGAAGCCGAGGCAAGCUGGGCGGAGUUGGGAAAAGACCUUAGCGAGGCCCUCUGGCCCUCGGAGUUAAUUAAAGGCUUCCGGAUGUGUUCUGGAGAGAUUUUUUGCUCAGGGGAUGCUCUUCAUUUGUGGACCUUCUCUGGGGAGUGCCUAGCGUUCCAUUACUCUCCUGCGUCACUUCUGGCCCAGGUGGCCCAGGAUUAUGAACCAGUUCGCUGAGAUCGGGAGCAUUGAAUUUAUAUACUAUAUCAACAUGAUUCUACAAGCAAAAACAGUCUACCUGUCAGAGCUGGGCAGGUAGGAGCCAAGAGAGUGGCUACAAUGACUUCAGCAGUUCUGGUGGACAUCCGAGAUGAAGUCACCUGCCCUAUCUGCUUGGAGCUCCUGACAGAACCGCUGAGCAUAGACUGUGGUCACAGCUUCUGCCAGGACUGCAUCACAGGAAGCGGUGACAAGUCAUUGCCCAACCAAGAAGGGAAGAGCAGCUGUCCUGUGUGCAGGACGGCCUACCAGCCUGGGAACCUCCGGCCUAAUCGACACCUGGCCAUCAUAGUGAAGAGGCUCAGAGAGGUCGUGUUGGGCCCAGGAAAGCAGCUAGAGGUCAUUCUUUGUGCACUUCAUGGAGAGAAACUCCAGCUUUUCUGCAAGGAGGAUGGGAAGUUAAUUUGUUGGCUUUGUGAGCGAUCUCAGGAACACCAUGGUCAUCACACAUUCCUCAUGGAGGAGGUGGCCAAGGACUACCAGGAGAUGUUCCAGGAGUCUCUGAAGAAGUUGAGAAAGGAGCAGCAGGAAGCUGAGAAGCUAAAAGCUCUUAUCCGAGAGAAGAGGGAAUCCUGGAAGAAUCAGGUAGAGCCUGAGAGACACCGGAUCCAGACCGAGUUUAAGCAGCUAAGGAGCAUCCUGGACCGGGAGGAGCAGAGGGAACUGAAGAAACUGGAAGCAGAAGAGAAGAAGGGGCUGAGCAUCAUAGAGAAGGCAGAGGGGGACCUGAUCCACCAGAGCCAGUCACUGAAAGAUCUCAUCUCAGACCUGGAGCACCGGUGCCAGGGGUCCACGGUGGAGCUGCUGCAGGAUGUGAGCGAUGUCACAAAAAGGAGUGAGUUCUGGACCCUGAGGAAGCCUCAAGCUCUCCCCACCAAGCUGAAAAGUUUGUUUCGAGCCCCGGAUCUGAAAAAGAUGCUGCGAGUCUUUCGAGAGUUGACAGACGUCCAGAGCUACUGGGUGGACGUGACUCUGAAUCCACAGACGGCGAAUUUAAAUCUCGUCCUGUCUAAAAACCGGAGGCAGGUGAGGUUCGUGGGUGCCAAGCUGUCUGAGCCUUCCUGUCUGGAAGACCAUCAUGACUGUAGUGUCCUGGGCUCUCAGCACUUCUCCUCAGGAAAAUACUACUGGGAGGUGGACGUGACCAAGAAGACGGCGUGGAUCCUGGGUGUGUGCAGCAACCCAGUGGAACCCAUGUUCUCUUUCAGCCAGUAUCCCAGCAAGCAGAGUGCCUACUCCAGGUACCAGCCCCAGAGCGGGUACUGGGUGAUUGGGCUGCAACACAAGCAUGAGUACAGAGCCUAUGAGGACUCCUCCACCUCCCUGCUCCUCUCCAUGACAGUGCCACCUCGCCGCAUAGGGGUUUUCUUAGACUAUGAGGCUGGCACCGUGUCCUUUUAUAAUGUCACAAACCAUGGCUUGCCCAUCUACACCUUCUCUAAGUAUUACUUUCCUACUGCCCUUUGUCCAUAUUUCAAUCCCUGCAGCUGUGUCGUCCCCAUGACUCUGCGUCGCCCAAGCCCUUGAGAGGUCUAGCACCCCUGCCACAACAAAUGAGUGGAUUCCUGCAAAUAAGAGAUUCCUCUCUGAGCUUCCGUUUUCCGUGUUCUUGUAGGAUAACCUCCCACUGCUGCUAGUGAAGACUUGACAGAUCUCAUGGGAACGUUUUUAACAUUUCUCUGUUAAGCGUUGUCCUUUUUGUCUUGGUUUGGUUUUUCCAGACAGGGUUUCUCCGUGUAGCCCUGGCUUUCCUGGAAUUCAUUCAGUUAGAGCAGGCUGGCCUCCAACUCACAGAGAUCUGCCUGCUUCUGCCAAUGAGUGAUGGAAUUAAAGGCGUGCGCCACCAAGGCCCAGCAAAUGUCUCUUGAUUUGUUGGAAUUUUGUUUGUUUUGAAGUGGAUUGUAGCCCAGGCUGCCCUGGAACUCUGUGUAAUUGAGAAUGACCCUGAACUAAUAGUCCGGCUUCUGCUAUGGUUUUGCUUUAGUGAUAUUCAACAUAUGGUAUCCAUAAAUAGCCCAGGCUGGCCACAGACAAUUAGUGCUUCUGCCUCAGCUCCCAAGCACUGAUUAUUGGUCUAUCUCACAACAUCUGGCUAAGCAUAGUAUUUGAUGAGUUUAUUUUUUUAACUGAUGUCUGGUUGAAUGUAAGAAUUUCUCUAUAAAUUAGGAGUUUUUAUACUAAAUAAUGAGUUCAAUAGAUUUUUUUCUAUGAUCAUUGAGAUAAUCGUAUGUCCCUUUUAUUCUGCUCCUGGGCCAGCUACAUUAAGUUGUCUCAACUGUUGAGUCCACCAAUGAUUCCGAAGUAAACAGUUAUUAUAGGAAAUAUUCAAUACUUUAUUUUUGCUUAGGUUUGUUUUUUACCUAUCUUUACAAACAAAAUUGCCUCUAAUUUUCCAUUUUUGUAGUAUCUUGUCAGGUUAUACAAAAUGUAAUAAUGGGCAAGGUGAUUAUAUAUGUAUAUAUAGGAUUUGAGUGCUUAAUCCAAACUAUCCAUUGAUAGAUAAUAAGAAAAUUGAACUGACCAUUGAUUAAAAAAUAAUAAAAAUUCACUCACCACUUUUUUUUAUGGCUUCAAGAAGAGAUUGUAGCUUUGGUUUUCAUGAUAAAUAAAUGCUACCACAACCUUCAA
Mesocricetus auratus (golden hamster) is the source of this 3280-nucleotide messenger RNA. It is a transcript of the gene Trim6, whose product is annotated as tripartite motif containing 6. Gene Ontology annotation, molecular function: protein binding; zinc ion binding. The transcript is spliced from 8 exons. Bases 713 to 2179 code for a protein of 488 amino acids. The record is from RefSeq and is a predicted model, not a curated record. Lineage: Eukaryota; Metazoa; Chordata; Mammalia; Rodentia; Cricetidae.